AUGGCGGAUAUUAAAGAUGAUAAUGCAAACGAAACAUCGCCAAAUGGUCAGCCAACUUCAAAAGAUACAGAUAGUGAUGAGUAUUUUGGUCAAGUGAGAGAUAAACCUUUAGAAGAGAACCUGUCAGUUCAUGCCAAAUUAUAUCAACGAUUGACUUGUAAAUUAAUACCACCACUUCAUCAGUCAAUUCAUAACUUCUAUACAGAUUCAAAUGCUACCAUUCCCUCAAUUGAAAAUAGCGAAGAAUCCGAGGGCACCAAACACCUUGAGGUAGAUGAUGAUGUAGCCAACACUGAUGAUAUCAUGAAACCACAAAAGAACUUGUUGGAUAUCAUUGCAUCGUCACAAAUUUAUUCAGAUGUGUUCAAUUUUGUUAAUCAAAGAAGUAGAAGUGAUUCAAAGGCCUCGAAGCUUUCAUCAAAUUCCCGUAAAAGUGAGCCUCGAGCUUUGGGUUAUGGUAUAGUUGAUUAUUCGAGUGAUGAAGAAAGUGGACAUGAAGAUACCGAAGAUGAAAAUCUUGCUGGUAAGAUGUUUGGAUCUCAUGAUUCUCCCUACGAUUCUCAUCAUGAAUCGGGUGAAGAUCAAUCAGCAAAUGAUUCAGAUGAAUUUCAAGAUGCUGAAGAUAACACCGAUAGUUUCAGUAAAGAUGAAGCAACUUUGACCACUGGUGUAAUGCAACAAUCGGAAACAACAUCGGAUUUGAUGAAUAAUUUGAAUAUUGAUGAUGAUGAACCUAUAAAUUAUGACGAACUUACUCCUUUCCAGCAAUCAAUAAUUAAGAAUUUAGAAUUCCAUUAUGAUGGUGGUGUCCUCAUGAAACAAAAGUUCAAAUCGGAUUUCGAAAGUCUUGAUAAUGUCAAUGAUGAUAAGGCCUUGAAAGUGAAAUUAAGAAUCGCUGAAAGAUUACAAAAAGUUUUCAAAAUCAACGAUGAUGAUUGUUUCUAUUCUGGAUAUAGUACUUGGUUAGUAAGGGACGUCUUCUUACAAGGACAUAUCUAUUUAACUCGUGAUAGUUUAUUGUAUUUUGCAUUCUUGCCUGACAAAAAUUCCGAUAAGGAGUUUAGUAGUGAAGAUGGUGAGUUCAGUAAACAUGAUGAUUCAAAUUUUUAUAUUCAAGCUGGAGCUUUAACCAUGAAGACUAAGAAAUACGGUGAAAUAUUGAGUACGGUACUCACAACUAGGUUCUGGGCCAUUUUAAGAAAUGAGACCUUGUCGAUAUAUUCCAAUGCUACUGAUUUGUAUUUUCCCAAUUUGGUAAUUGAUUUAAGAACUUGUACCAAAGUUGAAAUUUUGGAUAAAUAUCAACCUAAUGUUGAAGUUUCAACACCAAAUAUUAAAAACAACAAACCUAUUGAUAGUCCGGGUAUACAAUCACCAAGAGAAGCUAUGUCCAGGCGGAAUUCAAACGAAGAUCUAAUGAAUGAAGAAGAGGAGCUCACUAAAAUGUUAGCUCAAGAAGCAGAAGAAAAUAAGGAUAGUGUAAGUGGAGGCGUUUGGUUCAAGAUUACUACCAAUAAAAAGUCCUAUAAAUUCCAAACAGACAACAUGUUCUCUGCUAGAGAAUGGGUGAAUAACAUCACCAAGUUAAUGUUCCAAAUUCAUAACUCAAACUCCAGAAAUGAAGUGUUGAUCAAAAUUCCUUUUGACAAAAUCUUGAAAUACGACCGUAGAAAUAUGUUUUCCAGUAAUGAUUCUAAAUUCGAUGAUGACUUACCAUCAUCAUUUUGUGUCAUAUAUAAAGGAUCUGAGUCUCCGCUAAAUAAGGUUUAUCAAAAAUUCAAUGAAAAGACUAAAAGUAAAAUGGGAAUAGCUCCAGAGAUUGACAUGUUAAUUUUUGCUUUCUUUGCUAAGAGUGAUCAAUUCUAUGAAGCAUUCACCAAAGUUUUGAAAGAUCGUGAAGCCAGCGACUCACUCUCAACUACCAGUUCACAGUCAUCAAAAAAUGACACUUCAAGUGUCGUCUCCCCAGUCAAUGCCGCUUCCAAAUUGAUGUCAAAGAUAAGGAGGAAGAAGUAUCCGGAUUAUAACGAAGUCAUUUCUACAUUGACUCAUGGUGGAAAUUCAUCCAAUAUCGUUAACCAAAUCACUUCAGUCAAUAAAGAAUUGAGUGAUUUCAAUAUGUUAAGUAACAAUGUUGAAAGUAGUUCAAAACUCAAGAAGAUCAGUAAAUCCAUAUCAUCGAAAGUCUUCACUUCGAGAAAUAAGAGCAAUCAUUCUCCCACCAAUAUGUAUCAAGACUUAUCUUCAGGUAGCUUGACAGCUUCUUCUACAUUGGUGACACCACUUCUUGAUUCAUCCACAAAUAGUUUAAGUUCUUCACCCAGUACUUCUCAUUUGGUUUCCCCCACAGAACUGAUGCAUGGAGAAUCGAUUUCUCCCAAUAAUUUGAACUUACCUCGUCAGUUAUCUUUGACAGGAUUGAAGAACUUGAACAUGUCCUUUGAAACUUCCAAGAAAAAACUUCAGGUUGCUGAACAAAGGUAUGAAGAUACUUUGAGAGAAGAGAAGAAAAUGGGCGAUGUUACUACAGAUUCCAAAGGUGAGACCGUUCCUCUCGACAUCGGUUUGCAAUUGAAAUCACCCCUUCCUGUUACGCCUAUUCUUCCUGGUCCUUUGAACUUAACUGAUCCUUCUGAUUACAAAGAACUGGACCUGAAGAAAGAGAAUAAGUUGAAAUAUCUUGGUAAAAGUGUCAAAAGUUUGGGCCAUGUCAGUUCCAUGUGGAAUGCCAACCCUAACCAUUAUAUCAAAUUGGAGGAAAACGAUCCAUUCUUCAUUGAAGACGCAUCAGCAAGAGAAGUGGGAGAUAAACAUUUCAGAUCCCAUUUCUCCUUGCCCGAUAACAGUAAACUUGCAGCCAGUUACUUCUGUCACUUUCAAAGGGCUUUGCCUGUUUAUGGUAAACUAUAUGUUGGUGACGAGAUGGUUUGUUUCAGAAGUCUCUUACCUGGAGUAUCAACAAAAAUGAUCCUACCAUUAAGAGAUGUUGAAAAUUGUUAUAAAUCCAAAGCUACGAAAAUUACUUACUCCUGUUUGGUGAUUGUGUUGAAAGGUCGUGAUAAAUUGGUAGUGGAAUUCAGUAAUCAGAAAUCUCGUGAUGAUUGUUCAGAUACAAUUCUAGAAAUGUUACACUUGUACCAUGGGUCAGAAACUUGGGAACCUAUGGCACAUGAAUGGGGUAUUAAUUAUGAUUUGGAAUUAGGGAAACAACGUUUAGACAAUGAUCACCAGUUCGGAUUAAGUUUCAAACCUUCUGAUGAAACAUUGAGACAAGCUUCUUUGAGAAUUGAAAGUGCUAGAGUGAAGUUGUUUGAAGAUAGAUUCAACGCAGCUGCUGGUAUCCAAGUUCCAAUCGUUUUGGAGGAUUCUCCAUUCACUAAAACCGAAAUUAGACCAUCGACGUCAUACAAUUUUGUAUUAUUGACUAUCGGAUCUCGAGGAGAUGUUCAACCGUAUAUUGCCUUGGCCAAGGGACUCAUGAAAGAAGGGCAUAAUGUCACUAUAGCCACACAUUCUGAAUUUCAAGAAUGGGUGGAAAAACAUGGAAUAAACUUCAAAGAAAUAGCCGGGGAUCCAACAGAAUUGAUGUCAUUAAUGGUGAGUCACGGUUCAAUGUCAGUAGCCUUUAUUAAGGAAGCCAGUGUAAAAUUCAAAGGUUGGAUCAGUGAAUUGCUAGCCACUUCAUGGCAAGCAUGCCAAGGAGCUGAUAUUUUAAUCGAAAGUCCAUCUGCUAUGGGUGGUGUUCAUAUAGCCGAAGCUUUAGGUAUCCCUUACAUGAGGGCUUUCACAAUGCCUUGGACAAGAACCAGAGCUUAUUCACAUGCUUUCAUCUUACCUGAUCAGAAAAAAGGGGGUUCUUAUAACUAUUUGACUCACGUCAUGUUUGAGAAUGUCUUCUGGAAAGGAAUCUCCUCUCAAGUGAACAAAUGGAGGGUUCAACUGUUGAAUUUACCCAAAACCAACCUUUUCAAAUUACAACAAGGUAAAGUUCCUUUCUUGUAUAAUGUGUCACAGGCAGUUUUACCACCGGCUGUUGAUUUCCCUGAUUGGGUUAAAGUCACUGGUUAUUGGUUUUUAGAUGAAGGAGGGAAUGAAAGAUAUAAGCCACCUCCAGAAUUGGUGAAAUUCAUUGAACGGGCUAGUAUUGAUCAAAAGAAAAUCGUUUACAUUGGAUUCGGAUCCAUUGUGGUGAGCGAUGCCAAGAGUUUGACUGAAGCUGUUAUAGAAGCGGUUCAAGAGGCCGAUGUUAGAUGUAUUUUGAAUAAAGGAUGGUCGGACAGAUUAAGUAAAGAUAAAAAUGAACUUGAACUUGAACUACCACCAGAAAUUUAUAAUAGUGGAGCAAUACCUCAUGAUUGGUUAUUCCCUAGAAUCGAUGCUGCUGUGCAUCAUGGUGGUUCAGGUACUACAGGAGCUACUUUGAGAAGUGGAUUACCCACCAUUAUAAAACCAUUCUUUGGUGAUCAGUUCUUUUAUGCGUCAAGGGUUGAAGAAAUCGGUGUAGGAAUUUCAUUAAGGAAGUUGAAUUCCAAAUCCUUGAGUAAAGCUUUAUUGACAGCCACCACUGAUAUUAAAAUGAUUGAGAAGGCUAAGAAAGUAAGUGAGCAAAUAUGUAAUGAAUUUGGAGUUUUAUCUGCCAUUGAAGCAAUUUAUUCCGAGUUGGAGUAUGCCAGAUCACUCAUUAUCAAUAAGCAAUUAGCAAACGAAAAGUCCAGAUUAUCUGGAUAUAAAUCCGGUACCCAAACACCUCAAGUUCCUACUGAUCUUGAUAUGGAUACUGAAAGUGAUAGUGAUCUUGAUGAUGACUUAUCACCUCCUGAUUCAAAUGUUCUACGUGAAACUGACUUCAAAACGGUUUCUCCUGAACCUCUUGGAUCUACUUUUUCAGCUACUUAG
This is a messenger RNA of Yamadazyma jaroonii, 4896 nucleotides long. The record is from the annotation of a GenBank genome assembly. NCBI's taxonomy places the organism in Eukaryota, Fungi, Ascomycota, Pichiomycetes, Serinales, Debaryomycetaceae.